Euleptes europaea (tarantolino) is the source of this 795-nucleotide messenger RNA. RefSeq names its product synaptosome associated protein 29 (gene SNAP29). Lineage: Eukaryota; Metazoa; Chordata; Lepidosauria; Squamata; Sphaerodactylidae. Gene Ontology annotation, cellular component: plasma membrane; SNARE complex. Gene Ontology annotation, biological process: exocytosis; synaptic vesicle priming; synaptic vesicle fusion to presynaptic active zone membrane. Bases 1 to 795 code for a protein of 264 amino acids. The record is from RefSeq and is a predicted model, not a curated record. Gene Ontology annotation, molecular function: syntaxin binding; SNAP receptor activity. The transcript is spliced from 5 exons.
AUGGCUGCUCAUCCAAAAAGCUACAAUCCUUUUGAUGAUGAUGAUGACAACAACUUGAAGCCAGUGAAGUGGAAUGUCAGAAAUGAUGAUUACGAUGACCCUGCUGAAAGACAGCACAGGGAAGGUACAGAUAAACAGCGAUAUCUGCAGCAAGAAGUUCUGAGGCGAUCCCAGGCCACUGUGGAUAGCACUCAUAGGUCACUCUCCCUUAUUUAUGAAUCUGAACAUGUUGGAGUAGACAUGUCGGAGGAGCUUACACGGCAGGGUGAGGCUUUGAAACGUAGCGAGCGAAUGGUGGACAAGAUGGAGCAAGAUUUAAAAACAAGCCAGAGACACAUCAACAGUAUUAAGAGUAUGUUUGGUGGCUUUGUAAAUUACUUUAAAGCCAAGCCACCAGAGACCAAGCCUGAGCAGAAUGGAGCCUCUGAUUAUCAAGCAAGCAACAAAUUAAAAGAAGCUACGGCAGCCAGUAAGGAACAAGAGUCAAAGUACCAGGAGACUCAUCCAAAUUUAAGGAAGCUGGAAAAUUCAGACUGCAGUUCCAUAGAAGUCAGUUCAAAUUCUUCUGUCCCAGCAGAUAAUUAUCCUAAGAAUCAAUAUCUCCGAUCUUACCACCAGAAAAUUGACAGCAAUUUAGGCGAAAUGUCUUCUGGGCUGGGCCGUCUGAAGAAUCUAGCGCUCGGCUUGCAGUCUGAAAUUGAGGAUCAAGACGAGAUCCUGGACCGCCUCACCACGAAAGUUGAUCAUCUAGACAUCAAUAUUAAAUCCACGGACAAAAAAGUCAGGCAGCUUUAA